Molecule: messenger RNA, 3009 nt
Organism: Chenopodium quinoa (quinoa)
Lineage: Eukaryota; Viridiplantae; Streptophyta; Magnoliopsida; Caryophyllales; Amaranthaceae
Product: putative receptor-like protein kinase At4g00960
Exons: 10
Coding region: 862-2775 (637 amino acids)
Biological process (GO): protein phosphorylation
Molecular function (GO): protein kinase activity; ATP binding
Source: RefSeq, a predicted model, not a curated record
UAUGCACUUUUGCCUGCACGCCUCCAUCUAUAUGUCUUGCAUCAACUUUACCUGAUGUAAAUGGCUGUAAUUAAUUGUUACAAAAGAUAAAAGAUUAUAUCUUGCUGUCUUCGUUGCCUAUGCCUGUCAAGUGCUUCAAUAUAACUUGAUCAGCUUCAUAACUUAUUGAUUGGUGGUUUCGAAGUUGGUACUUAAUUUAUUAGUUAAUCCAUAACUUAACAGUAAUGACUCAUGGAUAAUCCAUUCUGUUUUUCUUAAACCACAAGCAGUGGUUGUUACUGUUAAUCCAUAUCUUAUUGAUUGAUGGUUUCGAAGUUGGUACUUAGUUAAUUUAUUAGUUAAUCCAUGACUUGGCAGUAAUGACUCAUGGAUUAAUCCAUUCUGUUUUUCUUACAACCACUAGCAGUGGUUGUUACUGUUAAUCCAUAUCUUAUUGAUUGAUGGUUUCGAAGUUGGUAAUUAGUUAAUCCUGUAAUCCAUGAGUCUUCUGCGCAAGAGCUGAAUUUUUCCUAGUUUCACUCUGCACUUCAGUUUUCUGGCCCUGCAACCCGUUAGUUUCAAAUCCUUUUAGCUUUUCUAAGGGGGUUUCUUUGUCUGUGACAUUCUGUUGUUCAUUUUUUUUUCUUUCCGGAUCCUUAAAUAAAUAGAACAGAGUAACAACCACUGCUAGUGGUUUUACGAAAAACAGAAUGGAUCUCUUUAGCGUACAGUGUACACUGACUUGCGGAAUUGCAAUUUUGCUUCAGUUACAGUUCAUUUCAAAUUCAAUGCAGUACUUUGAAGGCGUGAGAGCCAAAUUGACUGAAAGAUUAUAUGAAGGAAUCAAAUCAGUUGUGAGGCCAUAUCAAGUGAUGACAUGUUAUGAUGACGGAGAACUAUGAUCAAAGGCAUUCACUUGUGAGGCCAUCCUUCCUGCUAAUUCUGCAAAUCUCCGGUGUCCUCAGGUCAUUUCAUAUAAUUUAUGCUCAACAAAUCAAGAAGUUUGCUGAGUUUUGUUCAGAGGAAGGACACUAUGAUCAUGAAAAAAUAUAUCAAAGCAACUUAAACCUUCUACUAUCCAAUCUCUCCUUUGAAGCAGUCACUAAAAAAUUCUACAACUUCACUGUGGGUGAGGGCAGUAAUAAAGUGUAUGGCCUAUUCCUUUGUGUUGGAACCUACACUGCCCAGCUUUGCCAAGACUGCAUCACUGAAGCAGUAGGUCAAGUUCAACAGAAGUGUCCAAAUCAUGUUGCAGCAAUUGUGUUUUAUGGGCAAUGUAUGUUACGUUAUGCUAACCGCUCCAUAUUCUCCAUUGAGGAUGAUUUUGUGUAUUUCAAUUAUGAAUAUGGACCUCCUGGUUACAAGCAGUUUGAUCAGCCAUUAUCAAGCAUGUUGAUUGACCUCUCCAAUAAGGCCAAAGUUAAUAAUAUGUCCCUGGCUUAUGCAAUGGGAAGUGUCUAUGUUAGUGAAAAUGUAAUACUUUCAGCAUAUGCUGAUUGCACUCCUGAUUUAACCCCAUCAGAGUGCAACAAGUGCUUUCGAACUGGACUCAAUAGGCUUCCGAUGAAUGGAAAGCAAUUAGGGACAACUGUACAACCAAGCUGUCGAUUGCAAUACCUUUUUGUUGAUUUCAACCAAGGCUGUUAUCAUUUUUGCUUAGGAAACAAUCACACGUCAUAUAUUGUUGUUAUUAUAGUUGCUGGAGUUGCAGGGAUAUCAUUCAUCUUGAACUUCUAUGUGUGCUUCAGAAAAUUUAAAGCAAGAGGAAAGCCCACUGGAAUUGAAGAGAUUGAAAGCAUGGAAAAUCUACAUUUGCAAUUUGAUGUUAUCAAAGUUGCCACUGACAACUUCUCUCCUGAAAAUAAAAUUGGCCGAGGUGGAUUUGGAGUUGUUUACAUGGGAACACUUGCAGAUGGACAAGCUAUAGCUGUUAAGAGGCUUGCAAGUCCCUCAGGGCAAGGAAUCAGGGAAUUCAAGAGUGAAGCAUGCUUAGCAGCAAAGCUGCAACAUAAGAAUCUUGUCAAACUUUAUAGAUUUUGCUUAGAAGGAGAAGAAAAAUUACUUGUAUAUGAGUUCGUGCCAAAUAAAAGCCUUGACCGAUUUCUAUAUGGUACAACCAGGGGAGUCCAUUUGAAGUGGGAAACUCGACAAAGGAUUGUAAUGGGAAUUGCAAGAGGACUUCUGUAUCUUCAUGAAGAUUCCAGAUUCAGGAUUAUCCAUCGCGAUCUUAAGCCUAGCAACAUAUUAUUGGAUGGAGAAAUGAACCCCAAGAUUGCUGAUUUUGGAAUGGCAAGACUUUUCGAGGUUGACCAAACUCAAGGAAAUACUAGUAGAGUUGCUGGAACAUUUGGCUACAUGGCUCCUGAGUAUGCUUCAACAGGGAAUUUUUCAGUCAAAUCUGAUGUUUUUAGUUUUGGAGUCUUACUUCUGGAGAUUGUGAGUGGACGCAGGAAUAGUGUAACUGAUCUAAACAUAGAAGAUGAGAACUUACUAAAUCAUGCAUGGAAGUGCUGGAAUGAUGGGACCGGUUUAGAGUUGGUGGAUCCAAAUCUUGGAGGAAAUUUCUCAAUCCCUGAAAUUGAAAGAUACAUCCAUAUUGGAUUAUUGUGUGUUCAGGAAGAUGCAGCUAGACGGCCAGCAAUUGCAUCAAUCUUGUCUAUGCUCAGUAGCCAGUCAGCUGUUCUGCCAUCUCUGACAGCGCCUCCAGCUUUUCCGUAUCAGAGAAACCUUCCUCAAGCCUUGAGUGCAAGUAAUGCUCAUUUUACAGAGGUGUUCACUAAUGUGAAUGGCAGGUAAUUCUAUUACAUGGAAGCUCUGUUACUUAGAAGGCUGAUUGAUUACAAUGCUUGAAAACUCGUUAUAGGGAUUCUUUUACACAAAAUUUAUUUCCUUCAUGUCAAUGAAUGAUAAUUAUACUCAAUAUUUUGCUUGUUAACACAGCAUGAUUGUAAUAAUGGUUUUCUGAUUUUGCUAGACAUUAUUAUUUGUUAACACAACAAUUGAUUCUACUUUGAUGUGGAUCCAAAAGUA